GAGCUUUUUCCCACCACUUGCGUUGUUCGCUGUGCUGUAACUAAAAAACACCUUGCUUUUGGGCGCUCACACGGUGGAAAAGUCCUUCAGAAAUGUAGCGAAAAAAACGUCGUUUCUUGUCUCCAUAAUAGAAACCAUUUUAUGAAGGUCCGCCUCAGAAGUCCGUAACCCCGGUCUCCGACAACAUGGCCGCGGGCUGUGUGACACUCACGAGGGGUGACUCGGCCUCUAGUUGCAGUCACCGGGGAAAGUGACAAUGGGGCGGGGCGUGCGACCAUAACAAAGUGCGGCAUGGAGGCGAUCCGGAGCCGAGCUCUGUCCGUGUUCAGGAGGCCGAGCGACCCCCGCUCCGUGCAACUGAGGAAGAGGAAAUCCAAGCUGUACAGCAAGGACCCCCGGGGGGCGAAUACAGGGGGAGGUCUCUUUGGAGAAAAUUCCAUCUUUGUUUUGCUGACAUUUGCCUUUCGAGUGUUUAACUGCUUCAUGGUGCAGACCAGCUUUGUUCCGGAUGAAUAUUGGCAAUCCCUGGAAGUUGCUCAUAAUAUGACUUUUAAUUAUGGCUAUUUAACAUGGGAAUGGAAUGAAGGACUGAGGGGCUUCACUUACCCAUUGCUCUUUGCCUCUGUGUAUAAAGUUUUGGAUUGGAUUGGCAAGGAUGAAGUCUUCUUCUUGGUCUGGAUUCCAAGAUUGAUACAGGCUGUAUUUUCUGGCCUUGCAGAUGUAAGACUGUACGGCCUAAUGAGGCGCCUGGAAAAUGAAAAUGUGGCAAAAUGGGUGUACUUUUGUCAGCUGUGUUCGUGGUUUACCUGGUUUUGUUGCACAAGAACUCUCACAAACACGAUGGAAACUGUACUUGGCACAUUGGCUCUGUAUUCAUUCCCACUGGAAGGUUCACCAACAAAGAGCAGUACUAAAUACUUGCUAUUUGUGGCUUUGGCUUUUCUUAUGCGACCAACCGCCAUCAUUCUUUGGAUUCCAUUGCUCAUCUAUCACUUCUUUAAAGAGCCGAAAAAACUUGAUUUGGUGCUACAACAAUGUUUACCUGUUGGACUCUUUACUUUUGGGGCCUCACUGAUAAUUGACAGAGUAUUUUUUGAUAAGUGGACAGUUGUUCAGUGGAAUUUUCUGAAAUUUAAUGUUCUGCAAAAUAUCGGGUCAUUCUAUGGGUCUCAUCCAUGGCACUGGUACAUCAGCCAAGGAUUUCCAGUCAUCAUUGGCACACACCUACCAUUCUUUAUACAUGGUGUUGUGGUGGCACCAAGACGAUACAUAGUUCUGUUGGUAGCUAUAGCUUGGACUUUGCUAAUAUACAGCUUUUUAAGCCAUAAAGAAUUUCGAUUUAUCUAUCCGGUGUUGCCGCUCUGCAUGAUCUUCUGUGGUUUCUCCUUUUCGCGUUUCAAACGUUGGAAGAAGACAGCUGUUGGUGUUUUGGUGAUGUCAAACCUCCUUCCUGCCCUUUACACUGGCUUAGUUCAUCAACGAGGAGCUCUUGAUGUGAUGUCUAAUAUUCAACAGCUGUGUACCAAAGAGAAUUCCUCCCUCCUGGUUCUAAUGCCCUGUCACUCCAUUCCCUACUACAGUCAUGUCCACUGCCCUCUAAAGAUGGAUUUUCUUGAGUGUCCCCCGGAUAUUGGAGACCCUGAGAUGUAUGUGGAUGAAGCUGAGCUCUUUUAUAUGAGCCCCAUAGCCUGGCUUAAUGCAGAAUUUCAUGAUCCCACCAGACUACCCACACAUCUGGUAAUGUUCAGUGCUCUAGAAAAGGAAAUAAGUACAUUUCUGACUACAAACAGUUAUGUGAAGAAAGCAUCUAUAUUCCAUACUCAUGUGCCAGAGGGUCGAAUUGGAAGCCACAUCUACAUGUAUGAACGGGAGCUGAACUGAAGGAGGGUGAUGUUUUGGGUCAUGCUAUAUGUCAUCGUAAGGGCAUAAGAUCCUUUGUAGGCCCAACUAAAUAGAACAUAAAGAUGCAAUAUUCAUAUUGAAGUGACAAUGCCAUUCCUAUAAACUUACCUCAAUUAACUUGAUCACUGUGACGCAACACUAAUAUUUCUAUGAGGCUUUGCACCCUGGGGACUCAAAGCACUUCUCUAAUUGGUAUUGGGAUCUUUGAAGAGAUGGAUUUGUCAGAUGUUACUAUAUGGCUGGAUGGACAGACGUGGUUUGUCUGUCUGGACAAUGGAUGGCAGAGCGUUCCCUAUUGUGAGCGGUGUGAUCGAAUACAAGCAGCAAAUUGUUUUUUUGGGGAGAGGAGAACUACACUUCAAAUAGUUUGCCCUUCAAGGUACCUAAGCAAGCAAGAGCCGCAAAUCAAAGUUGCUACUGGAUACGUGUGUAUGUAUAAAUUGCUGACAAAAA
This is a messenger RNA of Rana temporaria (common frog), 2355 nucleotides long. RefSeq names its product phosphatidylinositol glycan anchor biosynthesis class B (gene PIGB). Gene Ontology annotation, molecular function: alpha-1,2-mannosyltransferase activity. Gene Ontology annotation, cellular component: endoplasmic reticulum membrane. The record is from RefSeq and is a predicted model, not a curated record. Lineage: Eukaryota; Metazoa; Chordata; Amphibia; Anura; Ranidae. Gene Ontology annotation, biological process: GPI anchor biosynthetic process. Bases 292 to 1881 code for a protein of 529 amino acids. The transcript has 12 exons.